Molecule: messenger RNA, 4093 nt
Organism: Oncorhynchus mykiss (rainbow trout)
Lineage: Eukaryota; Metazoa; Chordata; Actinopteri; Salmoniformes; Salmonidae
Product: transcriptional enhancer factor TEF-5
Biological process (GO): hippo signaling; embryonic organ development; positive regulation of transcription by RNA polymerase II
Cellular component (GO): transcription regulator complex
Molecular function (GO): DNA-binding transcription factor activity, RNA polymerase II-specific; RNA polymerase II cis-regulatory region sequence-specific DNA binding
Source: RefSeq, a predicted model, not a curated record
CGUUUUCCAGUGUAGUGCGUUCAUUGAUUUCAUACCAAAGUCAUACUUAACAUUCCACUUACACUGUCAAACCAGGAGAAAUAUUACUGAAAACUAUAAGGCGCCAAAAAAAUAAAUAGUAUAAAAAUAAGUAAGUUAUCUUCGCUUUUGUGAGAAGGGGUGACUUCCAAAAAAAGCUGCUUGGAUCCUGAUCACUUUCCUCCUAACUUGUUCUCCAUAAGAAUCAAGUCUUUACAUACCCGAGGAUUGACAGACAGAAAAAGGCAAAUUGGAGGAAUACAUAACUCGAUAUUUUACGCGCUGUUUUACUGCACCCCAUAGAUCCUCUGACUGUGGGGCUCGUCGUCGGGCCCAGGGGGAGCCGCCACCAUUGCUUCCAACGAGUGGAGUGCCAACGGUAGCCCGGAGGAUGGGCUGGAAGAGGGGAACGAUGAGCUGGACAAGGCCAUGGACGGGGACGCCGAGGGGGUGUGGAGCCCAGACAUAGAGCAGAGCUUCCAGGAGGCCCUGGCCAUCUACCCUCCCUGUGGACGGAGGAAGAUCAUCCUCUCAGAUGAAGGCAAGAUGUAUGGUCGUAAUGAGUUGAUAGCUAGAUACAUCAAGCUGAGGACAGGCAAAACCCGCACCAGAAAACAGGUAUCUAGUCACAUACAGGUGUUAGCACGGAAGAAAGUUCGAGAAUACCAAGCAGGUAUCAAGGCCAUGAAUUUGGACCAGGCAUCUAAAGACAAGGCCCUCCAGAACAUGGCAGCGUUGUCGUCUGCUCAGAUUGUGUCUCCGAGCCUGAUCAAGAGCCAGCUACCCCCACUGCCCCACUCUCCCUACCCCCCGCAAGCCAGGUUUUGGCCAGGCCCUAUCCCAGGACAACCCGGCCCCUCUCAGGAGCUGAUUCUAGAGCUCAACCAGGGAAGGACUCCUGGGUUUGGCCGCACCAGCUAUGCUAUCAAACCUUUUGCACCGUCUCCAUACACAACUCUACCAGGCCCUCCCCCUCCCCCUAUAUCAAACUAUGAGCCUUUGGCACCCCCCCUCCCCCCGGCUGCUACGGCGGUGCCCGUGUGGCAGGACCGGACCAUCGCGUCCUCCAAGCUGCGGAUGCUAGAGUACUCUGCCUUCAUGGAGGUGCAGAGGGACCCUGACAACUACAGCAAACACCUGUUUGUCCACAUUGGCCAGACCAACCCAUCCUACAGCGACCCUCUGCUGGAGGCAGUGGACAUCAGGCAGAUCUACGACAAGUUCCCAGAGAAGAAGGGCGGACUCAAAGAGCUUUAUGAGAAAGGCCCACAGAACGCCUUUUUCCUAGUCAAAUUUUGGGCGGAUCUCAACAGCAGUGGCAUGCAGGACGGCCCAGGCUCCUUCUACGGAGUCAGCAGCCAAUACAGCAGCUCUGAGAACAUGACCAUCACCGUCUCCACCAAAGUCUGCUCCUUCGGCAAACAGGUGGUCGAGAAAGUAGAGACGGAGUACGCCCGGAUGGAGGGAGGGAAGAGUGUCUACAGGAUCCACCGCUCUCCCAUGUGCGAGUACAUGAUCAACUUCAUCCACAAGCUCAAACACCUGCCAGAAAAAUACAUGAUGAACAGUGUUCUGGAAAACUUCACUAUACUUCAGGUGGUGGCAGACCGUGACACUCAGGAGACCUUGCUGUGUAUAGCGUUUGUGUUCGAGGUCUCAACGAGUGAACACGGGGCACAGUACCACGUCUACAGGCUCGUAAAAGACUGACCCACCCACCGCUCUACCACGUCUACAGGCUCGUCGAAGACUGACCCACCCACCGUUCUGCAGGAAGGUUUGGGAAUCAGCUGACGAAGCACUGCGUGACAAUAUGUACAGUACAGACUGCUCAACUGCCAAGUAACAUUCAAAACGACGUUAGAAUGAACUGACAAGAAAACAUUUUAAACUUCCACACAUUUAUGUGAAAUAGGAAAAAGGAGGAAGUCUCUCAAAAGACAAGAAAGGAAAUUAGGAGAAUUCAUUGUUUUGUUUUAAAGGCAACUUUUUAACCCAUAUAGUUAAAUAUGCUGAGACAAGUGGGUCAAAUUGGUAAUGACAGUAAAUGUACAGUAGGUUGAGAUUCACUGAGGGUAUGAGAAAGUGAACAAGGUUAAGAGCUUUGUCUCCAAGGGAACACACUCUAAGCAAUAUUAGAAGAAGUGGAUAGAUUGGAAUGGUACAGGUACAACAACCAUGGAAGAAGAGCAAACACAAAAUAAUCUAAACGUAGAAGGGCCCUACCGAGGGGUGUUUAUAAAUGAGAUAGGAUGGCAACCAAGUGCCUUUCUCCAAAGACAAGUAUUGAUCAGUUGCCAGCCACUCUGGAAUGCCUUAUUUACUACCUCUUGUCUUUAAAUAAAUUGAAAUAAAGUGGACAGAUGUAAAUGCAUCAUUGAAUAGGAGAAUAGGAAACUGAACAUGACUAUGCAGUUCAUCCUUUCUCAUCUAGAUCCUUGAAGCGCACUUCUGAUCCAGGAAUAUUAUGUUAUGGAUUAAACUAUUAUACAUUUUUCUCGUGAUGUGUUAUAAUGAAUGGUUACAAGUUUAGCUGCAGUCCACGUGUACAGCAAGGGCAUGGCAUGAUCAGAUCAUUCAGUUUCCAAUCCCUGGGCUUUUACGGGUCUCUAGACAACAACACAUCAAUGUGCUGUGGUGCACUUAAAAGAUCAAGAAGGGGUGAAGCAACAAAUAUUUUUAUUUUCAGCCUUUAAUUAUGUUAUUGAAAUGAACCGUUUCUGUACUGGGAGUCAGCGGAUGCAACAGGAAUAUGUGUUACAUAGGAUUCUUUUGGGGACGUGUUUAUAUUUGUGAUUAACAUUAACACUGUUUUCUUAAAAACAUGGCUUGAGAAUCAAAUCAAAUGAAAUGUUAUUUGUCACGUGCGCCGAUACAACCUUACCGUGAAAUGUUCACUAGAUUAGAAUUUGCCAAAUUGGAACUGACCAAAUUUUACAGUGAGUUUUAACUCAUGUAAGAACUCAUGGUAUUCUAAUCCAAUCUCCCCAUUCAAGAGAUCCCAAUUGAUGGAUAUCACUUUCAAUCUGGCAAGGCGGCAGGUAGCCUAGUGGCUAAGGGCGUUGAGCCAGUAACCGAAAGUUUGUUGGUUUGAAUUCCUGAGCCGGCACAGUGGGAAAAUCUGCUGUUCUGCCCAUGAUGUUGCUUAAGGCAGCCACAUUUCGGCUGAAUGCAUUCAGUUGUACAACUGACUACGUAUGCCUUUUCCCUAACCCUACAUGGCAUGGCGUAAGAUAAGUUUCUCUUUCCUAAAUUAUAUUAAUAAAAACAAAAGCUCUCUCUCAUUUUAUGAGCGAACCUUCAAGAAAUUAAUCUUAAUUUGCCAAUGCCAUCAGCCAAUGAAAAAACAAUUUUAUGUUUUGAAAGAGAGCUAUCCUCUGUGCUGUGGUGUGUGACCAUUGAUUGUUAUUUAUAUUGAAAAGAAUGGUGGGAGGGCAGGGCUGGGCUGGGAUAUGGGCCAUAUGUGUUUAUCCUUUGCCAUUGAAAUGGUGGUGUUACAAGUAUUGCUGAGCUGAACUUUAUCCUAAUGACACAAUAACUUUCAUCCCCUAGCUAGGGGAUGGUCUCUGCCUUGGACGGUUCACUGGACUUCUGUCAUAAGAAUUCAUACAUCAGACUUUGUAUGGUGGAUUUAGUACACCAGGCUUUGAAUGUCAUACUUCAAGAGCUAGAUUUAAAACAACUGCUUAAUCUUUACUAGUGGAUUUCUCAAUUUUAUCUUUUUUUACAGGCCCAUGUUUUUUAUUAUCAUUAUCAUAAUGAAUUGUUUUCUGUUCGUUUUUGUGACUUUCAGCAUCCGGUGAAAACGUGUGUUUUUGUUGACAUUGAUGAUGAGAUACUGUAUCGUAUGUAUCAUAAUCUGAAUGGUAUGGGCAAGUUUGUUUGGUUAAAAGGUGCUUUAUUGUGGCCUUGGUUACCAAUUGUGCAUUGCAUUUUAGUAUUUUCUGUUAUCUUCAAACUAAGGGGGUUGUAUUAUAUAAUCAAAUCAAAAUGUAUAAUCUAACAAUAAAAGACGCAUGGUGCCUUUGGGGCCAUUUUCCCCUGAAAACUCAUUAAAACAGGUUUGUUCAUUUGA